Molecule: messenger RNA, 2012 nt
Organism: Durio zibethinus
Lineage: Eukaryota; Viridiplantae; Streptophyta; Magnoliopsida; Malvales; Malvaceae
Product: Glycine cleavage T-protein family
Biological process (GO): glycine catabolic process
Cellular component (GO): glycine cleavage complex; mitochondrion
Molecular function (GO): protein binding; aminomethyltransferase activity
Source: RefSeq, a predicted model, not a curated record
UGUAUUAGAUUAUUUUCUCCAUGGUGAUCGGUCAAUUACAUGGGUCCCCCUAUCAGUUACUCUAAUCCUGUGUACUCGUUUGCAAACUUAGCACCAUCACACGCCAAUUACAUUAGACCUUGUCGGCACUGUAACUGGCUCCUCACUUCAAGGGGCCGGAAUUCUUGGGUCCCACACUUUAACGUCGGACAAAAUAAGCAACAUUUGAUUCCUUGCCAUGACAGCCGUUAGAUAAAGUGAGUAGAUGGGAGAAACAGUACAAGUGAGUAAGACAUGAAGAGAAGGAGACGGAGAUUGGGAAGUGGUCAAGUAGCUCAAUAGUCCUUGAGCACCACUCGCUGAUGAUGUGGUUUUGUUGGCUAUUUGUUUUUUCUCGAUUUAGCAGAGAAACCCUCCUCCACCCACUGCUUUACCACCAACCGUGUCUUCAUUUUUUAAUCCCAAAAUAUUGUUUUUUAUAUAUUAUUUCUUUCACAAGUAUAUAAAAGGCUAUCCCAUUUUUUCUCUUAAAAGAGAGAGGCUCAUUUUUGCCCUCUGAAUUGCUGCCUUUUGAAGAAGAAGGAACGCACAGAAGGGUUCUAUAUAUUUCAACUUUAGAAAAUGAGGGGGAGUCUUUGGCAACUUGGGCAAUCGCUUACACGUCGUCUUGCUCAGGCUGACAAGAAGGCUGUAGCACGUCGGUACUUUGCUUCAGAGGCUGAUCUGAAAAAAACUGUUCUUUAUGACUUCCAUGUUGCUAAAGGUGGGAAGAUGGUCCCAUUCGCUGGAUGGAGCAUGCCCAUUCAAUACAAGGACUCAAUCAUGGACUCUACUGUAAAUUGCAGGCAGAAUGGUGGACUCUUUGAUGUAUCUCAUAUGUGUGGUCUGAGCCUUAAGGGAAAGGACUGUAUUCCAUUCCUCGAAAAGCUUGUCAUUGCUGAUGUUGCUGGGCUUGCCCCUGGAACAGGAACUCUAACUGUCUUUACAAAUGAGAAGGGAGGGGCAAUUGAUGAUUCCGUCAUCACCAAAGUGAAGGAUGAUCACAUAUACCUGGUUGUGAAUGCAGGCUGCAGGGAUAAGGAUCUGGCUCACAUUGAAGAGCAUAUGAAGGCUUUCAAGGCCAAAGGUGGGGAUGUCUUAUGGCACAUCCAUGAUGAGAGAUCUCUUCUAGCUCUCCAGGGUCCUCUUGCUGCACCAGUUCUUCAACAUCUGACAAAGGAUGAUUUGAGUAAGAUAUAUUUUGGGGAAUUCCGAAUAUUGAAUAUCAAUGGAGCAACAUGCUUUCUCACUCGGACUGGUUACACUGGUGAGGAUGGAUUUGAAAUCUCAGUUCCUUCAGAGAAUGCUGUGGAUCUAGCUAAAGCAAUCUUGGAAAAAUCUGAAGGGAAGGUUAGGUUGACAGGACUCGGAGCUCGAGACAGUCUCCGACUUGAAGCUGGGCUGUGUUUAUAUGGUAAUGACAUGGAACAACAUACAUCUCCGGUAGAGGCUGGACUGACAUGGGCCAUAGGGAAGAGAAGGAGAGCAGAAGGUGGAUUCCUAGGGGCUGAGGUAAUCCUCAAACAACUGGAGGAGGGUCCAUCAAUUAGGCGCGUUGGCUUCAUCUCCACAGGACCACCUCCACGAUCCCACAGUGAGAUUCAGGAUGAGAAAGGAAGCAACAUUGGUGAAAUCACCAGCGGAGGAUUUAGCCCCUGCCUCAAGAAGAACAUAGCAAUGGGAUACGUGAAAUCUGGAUUACACAAGGCAGGCACCAAAGCUAAGAUUUUGGUAAGAGGAAAGGCCUAUGAUGGAGUUGUCACAAAAAUGCCAUUUGUACCAACAAAAUAUUACAAGCCUGCCUAGAUCGAAUUUACUCUUCAGCUCCAGGAUUUUCUCAUUGUUUCCUCUUUUCGAGUUGUUCUUGUAUACUUUAACCGCUACAAUCAAAUACUAAUUGUCCUGUUUUUUUUCGAAUAAUAAUAGAUAGGAAAAACUUAUCUUCAUAUAUAUUGAUAAAGAAAAUUAAGGAAAAAAUAUUGUCAAAUUCUCAU